AUGACCAAAACACAGCGAAGGGCGGCCACAAGCUCGGAAGACUCUUUCAGUAGACACUAUGCGGGGAUAUGGGGCGAGGAACGAUGGCAAAAUUCGCUGCUGCCGGCGCUGCAGAAGCCGACGCGAUACUCCUGCAUGCUGAAUCGAUAUGCAUCGCUUGAAAUUGCCAAGCAGGCUGUGAGCAGUGCGGACGUCGAGCUCAGACCACUCCCUUUGCCUCCAAUUGAGUCGAUCAAAGACGAUCAAGACCUCUCACGAAACUGCUUCGUAAAGUACACAAAGGUGACUGCAGACUCGCCGACGGCAGUCCCUUCCAGUGAGCCUUUCCCAGCUCCGCAUCCUUCACGAGACCACCUUCAGACGCACUGGAAUUUGGAUGCUGCCUCUCUGCUUGUGGCCCACUUGCUCAACGUUCAACAUGGCGACAAUGUUCUGGACCUUUGCGCUGCUCCCGGAGGCAAGUCUAUAGCACUUUCCCAGAAGAUCUGGCAACACCUGCAUGCCGACGACAGCCCAGCCAAACAGAGAGUCGUGCAGCAGCGUCCGCUGAAGAUUGGAAGUUUACAUUCGAACGAAGCAGAUGGGCCGAGACAACGACGGCUGGCCGCCAACCUUCAUGGAUACUUACCGAGAACUCUCUUCGAUGGUCGGAAUGUCACCGCUCUCCGCGUGGAUGGCACGAACUCGAAAGCAGAGUACGAGCUUCGUGUUCACACUCCUUCAGGCACGGUAGGCUACGAUAAGGUGCUCGUUGACGCUCCAUGCUCAUCCGAGCGGCAUAUCAUUCAAGCUCAUAUCAAAGCCAAAGCUGGUGGCAGACUCGCCGAUGAGAUGGUGAACUGGCGUCCUGGCUCUUCGAAGCGACUUGCUGAGACUCAGUUGAAGUUGCUCAUGGCUGGCCUAAAAGCAGUCAGGCUUGGUGGUACGGUCAUGUAUGCCACUUGCUCCAUCGAGCCAACUGAGAAUGACGGUGUCAUUGAGAAGAUGCUGUCGCAAGUAGAGAAGGAACGGAAGAAGGACGAAGUGUUGGAAGCACAACUGAUCCGAGACUGGGCCGAGAAGAGCAAGCAUGGCUGGAUUGUGCUGCCCGACCAUUCUAGUGGCGGCAACUGGGGACCACUGUUCUUCGCAGUUCUGAACAAAGUGCCAAGCUGA
Messenger RNA from Pseudocercospora fijiensis CIRAD86, 1155 nucleotides. RefSeq lists its product as uncharacterized. Gene Ontology annotation, cellular component: mitochondrial large ribosomal subunit. The record is from RefSeq and is a predicted model, not a curated record. Gene Ontology annotation, biological process: rRNA methylation. The transcript has 2 exons. Gene Ontology annotation, molecular function: methyltransferase activity. NCBI's taxonomy places the organism in Eukaryota, Fungi, Ascomycota, Dothideomycetes, Mycosphaerellales, Mycosphaerellaceae. Bases 1 to 1155 code for a protein of 384 amino acids.